Molecule: messenger RNA, 360 nt
Organism: Paramecium tetraurelia
Lineage: Eukaryota; Ciliophora; Oligohymenophorea; Peniculida; Parameciidae
Exons: 2
Source: RefSeq, a predicted model, not a curated record
AUGGGAACUUGUGGAGCAAAGAAUAAAUCUAAAAAUAAAAUGAAAGAACAAGUUAUAAGUACCAAUUAGAAUAACGGAAUACAAAACCAGGAAUAGAAUAUAAAAACGAACAGAGAGGGAGAUAUUGCAUAAUAAGUUUAGCAAACUUCGGAUAAAUAAGACCCCAAUAAAGAACAAAUUGAGGAUAAAGUUUCCUAAAUUAAUCAAGAGAAAAAUAACAUUUAAGAAGAUUAUUCAAAGUUAAGCGAAGUUUUACCGAUGUCGACCGUUGGAAUACACCCUACUACUACUCCUAUUAUUUAAAUAUCAAAAAAGAAAGUUUAAGAUGAUGAUUUUGCCAAGCAUCAUUUGGAAGUAUGA